AUGAUGGAGUCCUUAACGGGUUCAUCCCUCGGUGGAAACGGAGCUCUAGCCCCAGGUUUUAGGUUUCACCCGACGGACGAGGAACUUGUGGUGUAUUAUCUCAAGAGAAAGAUUCGUCGGAAAAAACUCAGAGUCGCUGCCAUCGGCGAGACUGAUGUCUACAAGUUCGAUCCCGAGGAGUUACCCGGGAAGGCCUUGUACAAGACAAGGGAUCGUCAAUGGUUUUUCUUCAGCCCGAGGGACAGGAAACACGGAGGAAGGUCGAGCAGAGCCACCGGUAAUGGAUACUGGAAAGCGACGGGGAAAGACAGAGUGGUGAAAUGCAAUUCACGUCCCGUCGGAGAGAAGAAGACGCUCGUUUUCCACAGAGGCAGGGCGCCAAACGGCGAGAGGACCAACUGGGUCAUGCACGAGUACACACUGCACCAAGAGGAGCUCAAGAGGUGCGGAGACGUCAAGGAAAACUACGUGCUUUACAAGAUUUACAAGAAGAGCGGGUCUGGUCCCAAGAACGGCGAGCAGUAUGGAGCUCCUUUUAUAGAAGAAGAGUGGCUUGAUGCUGAUGAGGAUGCUGAUGAUGUCGAUGACAAUGCUGGUGUUGUCGAUGUUCCUGAGAACCAGCAAAUUGUAUGGGCCAAUGGUCUUAACCAGACUGAGCUGAAUGAUAACGAUAUUGAGGAGCUGAUGAAACAGGUCAGAGAGGAGCCUGGGCAUGUGAGAUCGUCGUUGGCUCCAACUCUGCAGUCUCGUGUGGAAACGUAUGAUCCAGUGACGGUGGCGAAAGAUGCCUACUUGGAAAUCGAUGAUCUUUUGUUCUCUGAGCCGGAACCAACUUCUACUGAAGGGAAUGAUGAUGAUUUCUUUGACAUCGAUUCAUAUUUCCAAGAUUUGGAUGGCGUAACCACUCAGCCAGAGCCUGUCGGUGUUGUUGGUUUGAAAAAUGGGUUUGAGCAAGGUCUUCAGGUGAGUACUACUUACUCGGUGACUGACCAGGCCAGUGAUAACCAUUUCCAGGAGCAAACAUGGAAUAACCAAGGUGGUAGCAACUGGCCACUCCGUAACAGCUAUACGAGAAAGAUAAGCAAUGGAUCGUGGACUCAUGAGCUAGACAACGAUGCUGUUACCACUACAGGUGAUGUAUCUGAAUUUAUAAACCCUGUUACUUCUGGUGUAAGUAUAACCAAGGAAGAAGAAGCGACAAAAGGCGAGUCAAGUCAGUUUGCUUCUAGUCUAUGGACUUUCCUGGAGUCGAUUCCUGCGAAUCCAGCAUAUGCUUCAGAGAAUCCGUUUGUUAACUUGAACCUAGUCAGAAUGUCAAGCCGUGGUGGUCGUUACAGGUUUACUUCUAAAAGCACUGUAGCGGUGACCAACGAUUCAGCAGCCAAGAGGAAUACGUCUGCGGGAAAGAAGAGCAACCACAAGGGUUUCUUCUGCUUAUCGAUCAUUGGUGCUAUGUGUGCUUUGUUCUGGGUGAUGGUAGGAACAAUGGGAGCUUCAGGAAGAUCUUUGUUGUGGUGA
Microthlaspi erraticum is the source of this 1518-nucleotide messenger RNA. NCBI's taxonomy places the organism in Eukaryota, Viridiplantae, Streptophyta, Magnoliopsida, Brassicales, Brassicaceae. The record is from the annotation of a GenBank genome assembly.